AUGGAUGAACUACUCGAGAAGGAUAGCCAAUUGGAAGCGGCAAUCUCUGAAAUUGAAGUUAAGGAAAAUCUCUUGGUUGAGAAGAGCAGCGCUCUGGAAGCUGAACGACUCCGUUCUGAGUCCCUGGCCAACGAACUUGCGGCUCUGCGCUUCCUGCAACAGACUAAUUCAAGUCCAGAAGCGCAGCCGGCUUCGCCUCCCCAACCUGCCGCCGAGGUCUCUUUACCUCAGGACAGGUCAGAGUCAGAACCCCCUACGGCCAUCGUCAACCAACAUCCUCUUCAAGCCACUACCACUGCUGUUUCUCGGAUGGAACUUGUGACUCCGGAUCAAACAGCAAGGACUCGGUCCACCUCGGACCAUCGCGACUGUUUGGACCCAGGCUCUACCUCAGGGUCCAAUACUCCGUCUCUGGCCAGUUCUAGGGUCUCUGACAAUCCCUCGGACGGUUCCCCGUCCUUGGUCUUCCCCAUCUUCCGCCACCCUCAGCAUUCUCCUCCCUCUGACCAUGCUAAGGGUAAACGAGGGAAGAAGAAGCCAUUGGCCAGCCGUGGAGCCCCCUGCUCCACAGCAGGGCCAUGA
Cylindrotheca closterium is the source of this 582-nucleotide messenger RNA. The record is from the annotation of a GenBank genome assembly. NCBI's taxonomy places the organism in Eukaryota, Bacillariophyta, Bacillariophyceae, Bacillariales, Bacillariaceae.